This is a messenger RNA of Fukomys damarensis (Damara mole-rat), 422 nucleotides long. It is a transcript of the gene Catsperh, whose product is annotated as transmembrane protein 262. The record is from RefSeq and is a predicted model, not a curated record. Lineage: Eukaryota; Metazoa; Chordata; Mammalia; Rodentia; Bathyergidae. The transcript is spliced from 3 exons. Bases 72 to 422 code for a protein of 116 amino acids.
CGUGGAACCAGGGGGUUCUGUUGGUGUCCUGGCCAGUGUCCUGCUUGACGAGAGGCCCCUCUGCGUUCAGGAUGCGGUGGCGGGACCGUGUGGCUGUGCUCUUCUUCCCCCAAGGCAUGAUGCUCACCGUGGCUGCACUUCUGCUCUUCUUCAUCCAUCUGGGCAUCUUUGCCAGCGACCUGUACCACUUCUACAUCACCCACCACUACGACCGCAUGAGCUUCUACUACACGCCUAUCCUAAUGUUCUCCCAGGUGAUGAGCGUCUGCUGGGCUGCCAUGGGAUCUGUCUAUGCUGAGAUGGCAGAUGAUAAAUAUUUCCAGUGCUUUGCCCUAACCAUCUUGAUACUCAAUGGAGCCAUGUUCUUCAACCGCUUGUCUCUGGAGUUUCUGACCAUUGAGCACCGGCAGGAAAGUCACUGA